This is a messenger RNA of Suhomyces tanzawaensis NRRL Y-17324, 2187 nucleotides long. RefSeq lists its product as uncharacterized. The transcript has a single exon. Bases 401 to 2131 code for a protein of 576 amino acids. The record is from RefSeq and is a predicted model, not a curated record. NCBI's taxonomy places the organism in Eukaryota, Fungi, Ascomycota, Pichiomycetes, Serinales, Debaryomycetaceae.
UAACUCCAUACGAAAUUCUCAAAAUAUCGUCGAAGUUAUAUAAAUAGCAUUGGCCAGGUGACAGUCAUUAUUUUUACCAACUUCUCAACAACCAGAACGUAAGCAUGGUACUUAUGCCGUAGACCCAAUGUGCCAUUAUAGGACUAAUGCACUUAUAAGCUGCUCAUACUAUGUCGGCUAAAUGUCCCAGUGUAGCUCAUACCUUCACGUGGGGCAAAACACGUGACCAACCCUCUCCCGCACCCAUAACCGCUAACCGAUAAUUUGUCACCUCUCCCUACUCCAUUCUCCACCCUCCAAGGAGUCCACCCACAUCAGGCAAGGCAGUUGCGGGCUCUGUCGAUCCCAUCUCACUAGUAAAUGCCCCCCAUCUGCCCCCACGCUCCUCCAUAUUCCCUCCAUGUCUGAACACGAAACGGUGGCGGCUCCACUCACCCCAUCCUUCACGUCCUCUUCGGCGUUUGGGGUGGUCCAGCGCAGGACUUCCAACUUCUUCCCCAUCAACGGAGCUACCUUGGUCUCCCUGGCCUCUGAUCUCGACUUUAAGCUCCCGUCCCACCACUUUGAUCCCGCUGGAUCCACCCCUGAUUCGUACCCAGUAUCGAAGCGUCACAACAGCUCUCCGUUGAUAGGAGCAUACUCUGGAAAGACAGGCACCAAUGCGUCGUCACGGUUCUUCAACUCCAACGAGAGUACUCCCUUUUUUACUACCCCUACUCCAUCGUUCAAUACCCCUUCGUACCACCAUCCUCCUGGUCAGGACUUGUUCAGCGACCCAGUGGCCCCUACCAUCGACUUGGCCCACAACUUGCGGUCGCUCGGGCUCGCAGACUCGCCCCCUCCUGCCAAACCAGCGUCGUCACAGUCGCACUUGACCAUUCCCUCUCCUCCAGUGUCCUCCACCCCCAUGAUCAAUUUGGCGUCCUCCACCACCACCAGCGGUAGUGCUACUCCGUUGUUGGCAGCAUCGUCCAUCUGGAAUGACAACAGCAUCCCGUCGCUAGGCUCGUUGUACGGCAAAAAUAUCAAGUUGGGCACGCUAGCCGAACAAAUCGAACACGACGUAUCCUCCUACAGUUUCGGACAACCCCCAGGCCCCACGUUCACAGGCUUGUCAACGGACGUCUCGUUUGAUGACGACUUCGCUGCCCCAAAUUUCCCAAGCCUCUCCAAAGAUUUGUCGUUUGAAGACGAAUUCACUCCUGCUGGUCAGUUCGAAGAUUUGAUGUCCCCGUUGCUACUGAACGAAGAUACCCUGUCCAAAAACAAGCGAAACAUCUUUCUGAGCGCAGUCAACAACCCUUCGUUUGUUCCUUCUGCAAAGUUGAAGCCGGCUCCGCCCAUGAAAGAACGAACUGGACCCGAUCUGGGGUUGGAACGUACAAGAGAAUUUAUCAACACCCACAAGAGACGAGGAGAUGUCACACCCAGUCCCAACGCUAAAUUGGCACACAAGAUCCAGGUUUCCACCCACAGUAAAUUGAAACAGAUCGAGAAACCAAAAUUGUGGAUGAGUGAACAGAGAUCGCUCCUACAGAAAACUUACCACGAAGAGAAACCAUUAGACAGUACAAAGAUCAAAGUUAGAUUACCCAGGGCCCACAGCGUCCCUGAUCCAAGAACAGAGUUAUCGGUGACGGGAGCCACAAAGAAAACAGUCCAUACCCGCAGUGAUGAUUUCACCAGGGAUGUCCUUUCGUCACGGACAUUCAGCAGCAAGUAUGCGGAAGACUAUUGCUCGACGUUCUACAAAAGAAACUCCCACGGCUACAUGUUUAUUCGAGAGCCCACCAAUUCAUUGAAAGUGAAUAGCAGUGGAGGAAAGUCGUGGGUCGAGUUGAAAAUCAAGCUUCCCAGCGACGGGCUUCCUCACCAAACGGAUCAGCACCAACAGGCAGCAUUGCUCUUGAGAAAGCUUAGAGUAGACAUCAAAAAGCUUCCUAUAUGGAAGCCCAUCAACCUCAAUGGUUCGGGACCCGUCAAGAGUUCGAGCACGCCAAAAAAAUACAAUGGAAACUUCCAGCUGGGAUAUCACUACAGAAAACAUGGCACAGGUCUGUCGAAAGAGACCAAGAAACACAAGAACCUAAAUGUGUCAAAGAGGUUUGGUAAAAAGGAAAAGGCUUUAUAGGAGAAUGGCCCAGUGCCAUAGAUAGUGAAUAUAAUACCCAUUUACGAGCAGGAUCA